Molecule: messenger RNA, 3468 nt
Organism: Blastomyces gilchristii SLH14081
Lineage: Eukaryota; Fungi; Ascomycota; Eurotiomycetes; Onygenales; Ajellomycetaceae
Product: DUF500 domain-containing protein
Exons: 1
Coding region: 665-2743 (692 amino acids)
Molecular function (GO): phosphatidylinositol binding
Source: RefSeq, a predicted model, not a curated record
CCUGGUGAUGCGGUGGCUAGAGCUAACCGGCCGAAGUACUCGUGGUCCAUAUUGCAUGUUUUUGCGAUGCAGUCAUGUCCCUGGAAGUCCUAAGUCAGCGUCAUGAUUCUAUGUUUUCUUUUUCUUAACUCUCCGCAGGCGGUUGAAGCUGACCCUGAAGAAAUUUGUAUAAAAGUCUCGACCGCAAACAAAUUGAUAAGAGAUGUUUCUCUCAUACAAGCUCACCAGCAGUGAACCAACCUUCGUUCACACCGUAAAUAAUAUAAUUUUACCCACCACCUAUUAGGUACUUGCGGAAGUUGUUAGCAAGGCAAUUGUGUUUCCUUAUUGAGGGGCUGUUUCAUAGUUCGCAGUUCUCUCCUCCAUUCUUCUGGGCAUGAACAGUUAGUUGUAUUUCAUUCGCUCGACUCUCUUCUCAUCUCAUACCUUUUUCCGCUCUACUUAUCCUUUGCGAGAUCCCCAAUGCGAAGUACAGAUUUGUUCAACUUAUUAACUUCCUGGACUGCCGAGCCGCUCCCAUCGCAACUUACCGUGAAACCUUCGCCCGAAGUUUCGCCUUACGUAAAGCGUUUGCUUCCUUAUUUGUGUCGAGGUUCUUCGAACAAACCAUCUUUCCACCUCUAUCAUCUGUUCCGGUCCCAAUCGGCAAGAAACAAAUGGUACAAUGUCGAACUGGAAAUGGGAAAAGACAAAAGUGUAUCCGAAGCGCGGGUUUGAUAAGCCCUACAAAACCAUUGACCAGCCCGGUCCGCCGGUUAAUCGUCUCUCGAACAAGCUCGGUGCGGAGGCAUUCUGGCCCACGACUCUAGAUAAGGAAAGUGAUAAGGCGGCUCGAAUAUUGCGAAGUUUUUGUAAGGAUGGGUUCUACGCGGAGAUUAACAAAGAGAGUGAGGAGGCAAAUGGAACGGAUUCGCGUGCGAGCUCAGAAGAUCGGGCUAACGAAUAUAAGAAUACUGAUCAGGACAACAAGAAGGAGGUAAUUGACAAGCCAAAAGGGAAACAAAGGGUUGUUAAAAAGAUACCUCCUGCUGUUAUCAAGCAGGCUAAGGGCUUGGCAAUAUUUACUGCGAUGAGAACUGGCCUUUGGUUCAGUGGAUCUGGAGGUGGUGGAAUUCUUGUCGCCAGGAUAAAGGAAACGGGAGAGUGGAGUCCUCCUUCAGGAAUCAUGAUGCAUACUGUUGGGCUUGGGUUUCUGGCUGGUGUGGAUAUCUACGAUUGUGUGGUUGUCAUAAAUACUUACGAGGCGCUAGAGGCUUUCAAAGCGGUACGACGUACGCUGGGUGGGGAGCUCAGUCCAGUUGCUGGUCCGUUUGGUAUAGGAGGUGCAGUGGAAUCUGAGGUACACAAGCGACGGGCUCCGGUGUGGACCUAUCUGAAGAGUCGGGGUGUGUAUGCGGGAGUUCAAAUGGAUGAGACGAUCGUAAUCGAGAGGACCGAUGAAAACGAGCGUUUCUAUGGUGAACGAAUCCGCGUGGCUGACAUUUUGGCGGGCAAAGCAAAGAAUCCACCGGCCUCGAUAGGAACAUUAAUAGAGACGAUAAAGGCGGCUCAAGGUGAUGCAGAUGUGGAUGAGACAAUGCUUCCUCCUCCGGGAGAAGCUCCCGGAGAUGCUGAUAUCGAAACCGAUCUGUUUGGUGUCCCCCCACCUGACGACCCGGAUCCGUUUGGGGUUAAAGCACUAGAAAGGGAGGGCGUUAUAAUUCGAGAAGCCGGAACGAACCGCAUACCCAGUGACGACAUGUUUGAAUUCCGGCCCAGCCCAACGAGCCCGCUAUAUAACCGUUUGUCGCGAUUCAGUAUGGAGAGUUCUCAAAGGGCGAGUUGGCGGACCAGCGUCCAGAGCACUGCAAGCGCUGACAGAGCCACCCAGACAGAUGAUUUCAUCGACGACCAACCCCCAACCGUCCCAAUAUCGACGAGUCGGUCUUCUUCAGAUAAUCUCCAUAUCUCGGACAGGGAUAACUCCACUAGAACCCAAUGCACAACGCCUUUGCAAGAAAACACCACCUCCAUAACGCGAGGAUCCCUCGUUAUCCAGGAUCAAUCUCUCCCUGGGGACGCGAGCCAAGCUCGCCCUACCAGCCCGACUUUCACCCGUGCUCGCCUCGUUACCAUUGCCAAACCCAUACCUCCCCCGUUGCCGCCUCGGAAUACUGCCCGUAUCUCGCUAGUCAGCGGGUCUAGUUCUAGGACAUCAGAAAGAGAAGCAGAAUCCCAAAUUGAAAGAUAUGAGGAUGUUGAUAAAGAUGAAGUACAUGGCAACAGCAAUGAUGAUGGCAAAGGUACGAAACCUAGCUCCGUUGGAGAGGGAGCAUCAAGUGUAGACGGUGACUCCUUGAAUAAAUGUGAUUCGAUUCAAGAUACAUUUAAGAAACCUGCAAUUACCAAAGAAAUAAAAUGCGCAGAGCAAGAAGAAUCGUCCACCAAGGAAGGUAUUCAGUUGGAAGACGUAUUACAAGAAAGCACAUUCGCAGAGGAAGACUCGGAUAAAAAUUUGACAGAGAUGCAGACUAAAGAAGAGGACACAGUCGAGGAUGCAUCCCUAAAAGGUGCGGAGCCCAUAGUAGAGGAACGAUCUGGUGGGGGAACCGAAUCCACAGACGAAGCUGAAUUUGGUACACCUACAGAGCAGCCGCAACAAGAGGGGUCUUUGGAUGAGGACAAGGAGGAAUUCCAUUCAAUUUCGACGUCUCCUACUCCUCCAAAAACGAGAAAGAAGCCCCGGAAUAGAAAAAAGCGCUAGGCUUAGUAGAAAUGAAGAGUUGCUGGGGAUAUGAUGAAACGGUUUGGUGGUUUGAGCGCUGUCUUUUUGCUUUGGAGAAGUAGCAGUCGGCACAUCUCUAUUCGGCAGAGCUUUCACCUUCCUCGUACUGUUCUCAUUUAGAGCCAGAUUGUUUGUGUAUAUGUAUGUACAUAUAUAUGUAUUUAUGUUUCCUGAGCGUCUUCUCUUCUCAGAGUAGUCCUGAGUUCAGCGAUAUAGGUUUACUGUGUAAGUAUGCUUUUUCUCUCUCCAGUUGUAAGGACGCCAUCAAAGCUGUUGAAUCGAAGGCAUGAUUGGAGUCAAAAAGUCUUUCUGGUGGUCACAGAGGCCCGAAGGCUUCCCCGGUUUUCCAGCGUCAUCUUGUUCAAGGAACAUAGUGAGAUAUGAUAAGCCUAAGAAGAAAAUUUCAGGCCACAGCGCCGGAUGACGGACCAAUUUCAGGAUAACUGGUGAGGGAAUGGAUUUUACUUUCCACGACGUAGAGAAGAUUGAAUAUAGAAACCAUAGUUUAGAACUAUUUGAUGUCGUGGUGGGUUUUUCCUUAGGCAGACAUCGAGCUCUGCCCGGCGCGAUAUCACGUGGAUCCACAUUGGCCCUGAAGAUCACGUGAAGCUCAACCAAUCGCGGCGCGUUGUUGCCUUGUCGUUUCAGCCUCUAGAUAGUAACGUAACUGGAAAAACAUCUCGACUCUGGUCGGUCGUGUUUGC